AUGACCCUUGGUUCUAUUUUCUUAACAGACAUGGCACAGAACCAAGGACACAUACAGCUACCCAGAGCUGAUGCUAUUCGUUCCCGGCUGGUCGACACUUUCUCCCUCAUAGAGCAUUUGCAAGGCUUGAGCCAAGCCGUGCCGAGGCACACUGUCCGGGAGAUACUUGAUCCUUCUCGGCAGAAGAAACUCAUGUCAGGAGACCAGCACCAGCUCGUGCGCUUCUCCAUAAAGCCCCGGCACAUGGGGCACAUCACACACUCCCAGCGAAUGCUGAGCAGGCUCCGUGUGAGGUGCAGCCAGAGGCCACCUCUGUCCCUGUGGGCUGGAUGGGUUCUUGAGAGUCCCAUCUUCUCGAAAUUCAUCAUCUCCCUCAUCUUUCUGAAUACAAUUGUACUGAUGGUCGAAAUAGAGUUGAUGGAAUCCACAAAUACUAAACUGUGGCCAUUGAAGCUGGCUUUGGAGGUUGCAGAUUGGUUCAUUUUACUUAGCUUCAUUGUAGAGAUCCUUCUAAUGUGGAUGUCCAGCUUUACUCUCUUCUGGAACAAUGCCUGGAAUGUCUUUGACUUUGCUGUUACCAUGUUGUCUCUGCUUCCUGAAUUUGUGGUGUUGAUGGGAGUCUCAAGGACGUCUGUGUGGCUUCAGCUGCUGAGGAUCUCCCGGGUGCUGAGGUCUCUCAAACUGUUUGCACGAUUCCCUCAAAUUAAAGUUAUUAUAUUGGCUCUGGCCAGGGCCCUGAAGAGCAUGACGUUCCUCUUGAUGCUGCUGCUUAUCUUCUUCUACAUCUUUGCUGUAACUGGUGUCUACUUCUUCCAAGACUAUUCCCGUUCAACUAUCGAGGACCUUGAGUACAACAUGUUCUUCUCGGACCUACCAAAUUCCCUGGUGACAGUGUUCAUCCUCUUCACCUUGGACCAUUGGUAUGCAGUACUUCAGGACGUCUGGAAGGUGCCGGAAGCCAGCCGUCUAUUUAGCAGCAUCUAUGUGGUCCUUUGGUUGUUGGUUGGCUCCAUUAUCUUUCGAAAUAUCAUAGUAGCCAUGAUGGUUACUAACUUUCAGAAUAUUAGAAACGAGCUGAGUGAGGAGAUGACCCACCUGGAGGUUCAGUAUAAAGCUGACAUAUUCAAGCGACAGAUUAUCCAGAGGAGACAAAACCUGUCCCCUGAAUUAGUAAGAGAAACGAGUCAAGGAAAGCACUCUGAAGACUUACUAGAGCCAUCUAAAGGGUCUGGAGCCAGUGAUGCUGAGAACACUGAUGCUGAGGAAAGUGAUACCGAGAGAAGUGAUACGGAUAAAAGUGAUGCCGAGAGAAGUGAUGCAGAUAAAAGUGAUGCGGAUAAAAGUGAUGCUGAGGAAAGUGAUUCGGAUAAAAGUGAUGCUGAGGAAAGUGAUUCGGAUAAAAGUGAUGCUGAAGCUAAGAAAGGACGAAAAGAGUCGUCAAAAUUGAAAGUCUACCCAGCCCCCGCUUCCAACUCUUUAUCCUCCUACGGUUCCUCUGUAGUUGAUUUUGAUUUUGUUGAUAAUUUGGACUGGGAGACUCUUGUUCAUGAGAACCUGCCUGGGUUAAUGGAUAUGGAUCAGGACGACCGUGUUGUUUGGCCCAGAGAUUCACUUUUCCGGUAUUUUGAGUUACUGGAAAAGCUUCAGUAUAACUUGGAGGAGCGCAAGAAGUUGCAAGAAUUUGCAGGGUAGAGAUUGUUAAGGCAUUGGCAAACUCUUAAAUUAACUGGUUAGGCACAAUCCGCCGGACAGAAUGAAUCGCCUGAACUCCUCUGACUGCAAAGGAUCUGGAAAAUGUGAGGAAUGCUUGGUUAUCCAGGAAACACUAAACAGUUCAUGUACAAAGGACAAAGCAACAGGGAGAGACAAUUGCAGCUUACGAAGGUUGGCAUUCGGUCUUGUCAGGCAGAGGUCACCUUGUAGGAGGUUUUGUCCAGUGAGCUUUCAGAGUUCUCAACUCCUUUGUCUGCCUAUCCAACCUAACCGCCACAUCACAGUAUUCCAGUGCUCCACCCCACAUCACAGUAUUCCAGUGCUCCACCCCACAUCACAGUAUUCCAGUGUUCCACCCCACAUCACAGUAUUCCAGUGUUCCACCCCACAUCACAGUAUUCCAGUGCUCCACCCCAUAUCACAGUAUUCCAGUGCUCC
Molecule: messenger RNA, 2151 nt
Organism: Peromyscus eremicus (cactus mouse)
Lineage: Eukaryota; Metazoa; Chordata; Mammalia; Rodentia; Cricetidae
Gene: Catsper2
Product: cation channel sperm associated 2
Exons: 12
Coding region: 1-1692 (563 amino acids)
Biological process (GO): flagellated sperm motility; fertilization; monoatomic ion transport
Cellular component (GO): CatSper complex; membrane
Molecular function (GO): calcium-activated cation channel activity
Source: RefSeq, a predicted model, not a curated record